Molecule: messenger RNA, 999 nt
Organism: Spirometra erinaceieuropaei
Lineage: Eukaryota; Metazoa; Platyhelminthes; Cestoda; Diphyllobothriidea; Diphyllobothriidae
Source: the annotation of a GenBank genome assembly
AUGCCUUUUGGUUUGCGUAACGCGGCCCAAUCCUUCCAACGCUCCACCGAUGAGGUCUUACGGGCACUCUCACUCACGUAUGUCUACAUUGACGACAUACUCGUCGCAAGUUCUUCGGCAGAGGAACAUGCCUCGCACUUGCGCCAGAUAUUCGAUCGUUUCCAGCAACAUGGUUUGCAAUUGAACGUCGACAAAUGUAUCUUUGGCGUCUCUUCUCUAGAUUUCCCUGGUCACCACGUCGACCAGCACGGAAUCACACCGCUGCUAGAGAAGGUGCACAGCAUCCUGUCAUUCCCUGCCCCCAAGACUCUAACUCAGCUGCGGCGUUUUAUAGGCCUUCUUAACUAUUACCGACGUUUUAUCCCUCACUGUGCGGUGACUCUAGCUCCCUUAACUGAUCUUCUGAAGUCUAAGGCAAAGCCGAUCGAACUUCCUCCAGCAGCUCACUCAGCCUUUGAGGCAGCUAAGAAAGCUCUUGCCGAUGCCACUUUGCUGCAUCAUCGCAGUUCUGACCCUCACGCACAGCUGAUAUUGACCACUGACGCCUCCGAUAGUUCUGUCGACGCAGUCCUGCAUCAACAGGGGAAUAAUCAGUCGCGGCCAUUGGCUUUCUUUUCACAGAAGCAACAACCGGCGAAGACUCGCUACAGUACUUUCUCUCGCGAGCUCCUUGCCAUCUGCUUGGUCAUUCGUCAUUUUCGACACCUCUUAGAGGGCAGAGAUUUUUCGGUUCACACCGACUACAAACCUCUCACUUACGCCCUCAAGGCCAAGCCAGAUCGGUACUCUCCCAGGCAAGUUCGUCAUUUGGAUUACAUCUCGCAGUUUACUGCAGAUAUCCGCUACAUCCGAGGCAGCGACAACGUCGUUGCUGAUGCAUUAUCCCGUCCGGACAUCAACACAUUUACAUCCGAUUUCGACCUGGCGAAGCUUGCAGACCUCCAAUCAGGCGACAAGUCCAUUGACGACCUGCGUUCUACUACUGCUCUGCAACUUUGA